This is a messenger RNA of Musa acuminata AAA Group (dessert banana), 1123 nucleotides long. Its product is annotated as RPM1-interacting protein 4-like. The transcript has 4 exons. The record is from RefSeq and is a predicted model, not a curated record. Lineage: Eukaryota; Viridiplantae; Streptophyta; Magnoliopsida; Zingiberales; Musaceae. Gene Ontology annotation, cellular component: plasma membrane. The coding region runs from base 156 to 815 and encodes 219 amino acids.
UUUGUUGUAGCUUGCAAACACGUUGAUCUUUCCUACCGGAAGAUGAACGGAAGCUUGUUCUUGAUGAUUGAUAGCAUAAUGGCUCGAGAUGAAGCUUGUCAUAUGCUUUAUAAUAUUUCAUCUUUGUAGUUCCAAGUACGACUCUUUCUCCUCAAAUGCAGAACUUUCAUGUCACACGUUCCAACACGAGGAAGACGACUUGCAAAGCACGGCCAAAUCGCCGAUCGUCAACGCAACAAGCUCAAGUGCCUCAGUUCGGCAACUGGGAAACUGCUCAAGAUUUCCCUCACACACAAUGCUUCGAUCAUGCCUGGAGGAGAAAGAGUGGAAGAAAUGCCACCAAUCCGAUUGGUCCUAAUGAAAGCUCAGAAGCUCAUGCUAAAGCUACAUCUACAACUGAGUCCAUUGCUGAUACCACAAAACCCAAGGAUGCAAAUCCUCUGAAGAUUAAUGGUGGUAAUUUUCGCCGAACCGCGACACCCCCCGUGCGCAAAUCCCCCGCAAAUCGAGCAAUUUUUGGUGACAACCAGAAGAGGUUUCAGGGUAGAAUAGCAUCAGAAGUCACUCCAGGAAGAAUCAGAAGAAACCUCUGCGAUCGAGCAAAUGCAACACCUGACCACCAUUAUGUAUUUGUGCCACCUUUCGCGGGAUGGGAUGAGAACGAUCCAGCAUCAGGCCAGAAGUAUACUGAAGUCUUCAACAAAGUAGCUGAUCAAAGAACUCCUGGAACUCCAUUUAAGCCAUCGCAACCGAGUUCUCUGAAGCAGAAAAGCACUGAACCUAAGGGCUGUGGGUGCCUAAGUUGGAUCUUUUGAGCUGAAGACUUCCUACCCUGGUGAGCAUUUUUGGAGGUGCAUGCAGAAUUCUCCAGAUAAGGCAUGUCCAAUGGAGAUGGAUGUGUUCUCAAUAUCUGUCUGUUUAGCAUCUUAUCAUAAUGUCAUUGCAUGUUUGUAUGCAAGUUUGCAUUUUCUUUUUCUUUUUCUUGUAUCAUGGCUGCUGCUUUACAAGCUUGUCGACCAUUUUCUGGCGUUGACUUUGAUGCUAAAAUGAAGAAAGAUGGUAACUCUUUUCCAGGAAUUUCAGCUGAAGUGGCAUAUAAAGCUUAUUUCAGAGGCAUCAAUAG